Molecule: messenger RNA, 663 nt
Organism: Suhomyces tanzawaensis NRRL Y-17324
Lineage: Eukaryota; Fungi; Ascomycota; Pichiomycetes; Serinales; Debaryomycetaceae
Exons: 1
Coding region: 1-663 (220 amino acids)
Source: RefSeq, a predicted model, not a curated record
AUGGAUUCUAAGCUAUCAACAACUCACUCAAACUUCAAGAAGAAGAGAUCGCAGGCCGAAAUCCAACUUGAUAUAGAUAGGUACAAUGCACUCAUACGACUGAAUCCAGAUUUGGAGUGCGAUAUUCCACCAAGGAAAGGUGAGCAAAAGUCCAGACAAGCAUUUCAAGAAGUAAGAGCAAUACGAGCUAGACCAAGACGUACGAGAGUCAAAAUAGAAUCAUCCAACUCUAUUUCUGAGACAAACAAAGGACGAAGAAGGCGCACAAAUCGAAAGAACCUGACCGUAUUGAAAAGACCACUCUACGAUCCAGAAUUAACCGAAAGGCCAGUUUUCCCUAAAAAGACUGGCAACAAAGUGUUUCCAAAGCCACCCUCGUCAUACAAGGCAUAUAAUUACGAAGAUUACAUCUCUUUGACGAAGAACUACGAUGAUCUUAUUGAGCUGAUUACCAAAAAUUUGGAUUCCAUCGAUGUGUCUUUACAUCAUAAUUUUGUCCCCAAGAACAUAGAAGCAGAAGCAAAGAAACUUGAGAUAAGUAGUGAAUUUUAUGAAGGGAACUCUCAAGAAUUAAUGCGUGGUGAGAUGAUCAGUAGAGACCUAGAUCUGUUUCUCUUCAAUUUGGGGAGCCAGAUCGGAUUGAAGGACGUUCCAUUGGUAUGA